AGCACGCCAAAGACAGACACGAUUUUCUUGUCCUUAUUUUGAGAGAACAAGACAUUCGGCGUUUUGACUAGUACAAGUUCAAGGCGAAGGCUGAUGAUGAAGAAACUGUCUUUCUUGAGUACUUCAAAAAUGGUAAUGAAUGGCUCUAAACGAGUCAGCAGAACUCAUCAUUUACUUGUAAAAAAAUUGUUCUUCAUGCUGACAUAUCUAUCAAGUCAAGAUAUCCAGCCGUGCAUUAGACGAAACUUCUGAAAAUAACAUGGUGCGGCCAAAGAUGUUAUUAUAGUUCUUCGCUCUCAUGUCUCGUGAAGACGAGGACGAGGGAGUGGCUGAGAAGCGGGCAGUUUGGUUUGCUCGUCGCAUAAGAAUGGGGAACGAGUUUUCUUCCUCGUCUGUGGUCGAUGCGGUGCUGCAGUUCAAUGACAUCCGGUCUGCGGGCUACGGCCCGCAACAGCCAACGACCUCGUUUAUCUCAGUCGACAAUAGCCCUGAAACGGCACUGAAGCGCGGUGGCGAGCCACUGCAGCUUCGCCUAACCAGGCGAUCAGUCAUCUCUAUCCGCGUAGUGUCAGCGAAUGGAACAACUGCGGUCGGAUCAUGCUAUAUCCCGGUGGAGCGUGUGCAGGAUUGCGGCAUAAUCCAUACAUAAUUGAUAUUCAAUCCAGGGGACUUCGAAAUGAUCCUUCUAUCUUGAAGAUAUUUUGUGCAUGGUGUAGUACUGAAAAACUUGUUUAACAAAGUGAUUAUAUCUCCGACCCUAUCCUCUAAAAUAAGAAGGGGUUAGGCCUCGUGCUUUACCAUAUGUGGUUUUUGCUGGAGAACGUGCCGGUGGCGAGUGUUGACGACUUGGCAACGCGUUUUGAACAGAGCCUGUACAGCAUCGGCAAGUCCAUUUAUCAACCGAAGAUAUGCAUCACGCUCGCAGAAACUUCGGAAUUCCGGUAAGUCUGCACUUAGUUUGGUGCUUACUACGACUUCGUCAUGCUCUCGAUCUGCAAAAAAUAUUGGAGUUGUGUCGCAUUCACUGAAGUAAACUAGCAAGGUUUAUCUGACUAAUCCAAUCAUCACAUACCUCUUUCACCUCGACCACUCACUUACAACGACCAGGCAGUUUCAUCAAGGUGGGAUAUAUCCAUUGCAGGACUAUGCGGGGACGUUGCUGGACGAAAGCAAAGCAGCUCGAUUUAUGAGUGGACUGCUCUACUAAUCUUGUCGUCUUGAUGCUAACCGAGGCACCCUCUUCACAUAGACAUUAUAUGAUCUGUCCGAAACUACGAGAUCUAUUAAUUAUCCUGGAUGCGAGCGACUGGAGCCGUAUUUCUUUAGAAAUUCGUCUUACGUACUUCACUCUUUAGAUACACUAUUCGGGAUAUAUUCUAGCUGAUGGAGCAACAUACUUCAUGAGCUUUGAUGACAUCGCGCCCCUCUUUCAUACUCGAUUUUUCGAUUCUGCACAGCCACUUCCAGCACUUGCAGUUAUGCCAGAGCUACUACGCAACCCUGCAACAACGCGAGCAAAAUGGGCAGCAAGCUGGAGCAGCACCAGGUCCGGGAGGAGGAGGGCGCUCUGUGAUCUUUGGAGACCCUGUAUGUUGAGUUUAUUAAAUAGCUAGACUUACUACCCGAUCUGGUAAUCGAUGUAGACACAGGAAGAAAGAUUGAUGAAAGUUUCUCUUUUUUCAGUGAUCCCGUGAAUUAGAUGAAGAUGGGCUGCUCUUGUCAUUUUUGAUAUGUCUAUUAUCUCUAUGGCGAUGAGAAUACGAUGGUUGAGUUUGAUGUAGAGAAAAUCUCAAUGACAAAAGCACUCUUCUAGCCGUGAGACACGGGAUUACCUUCUUCUUUGAUUUGUUGUCCACUCUGGAGCAGCCGCUGGCGCCACGCAGGAAACAGCGGAACAGCAUCGAGCGUUGGCACAGUUUUACAAAGGUACUUCGUCUGAUUCUGAAUGUAUGGGAUGUGUUCUUACUGGAAUGGUCAUUCAUAUUCGCCUUCCUUAUAGUUGUUCUACGUGAAUCUAUGUGCAUUACAUGGCAGAUGAAGUUCGUACUAAAAGUGCUGCGAAAGUACGGUAGCAAGAACCAUUUUCAGUUGAAGUAUCGUACGCAUCUCGGAGACGUCUCUGCACAAAGGAAACAUCAAAGCAAAACAAAUCAGAGCAAAGUGAAAGCCUUGAACGCGAGGCGCACCGAUUAAGAGAAUCGCUUGAGGACGCUAACAGAGAAAAGUUUCAGCUGGCGGACACUAAGAACAAGCUGGUAGGGGAGAUGGAGAUAUUGCGGGAAUCUUAAGGCCCUCACUAAGGAGGUAGAGCGUUAGUGAAUCCAUCAAGCUCAUCACCGAUAAUUAUUUGUGUAUCUUGUUGUUCAUGCGUUAAGUUCAAUGAUUGGAUUUUGCAAACCUUACUUUUAUUGUCCCUCUUUGAUAACAGACCUUCUAGUCAUCUCUCUUGCGACCUCUAAGAAAUCGUGGGACGAUCCAGUGAGCCGCCUACGGGGACAUCGAGCGAAGAUGUAUCUUUGUGCUACUGCUACUUUAUUACCUUUACAAAUGAUGCAUCGUGGAGGUAAGUUGGAAUUGGUUUCCACUAGUAGCACUAACUUCAGUCGUUUGGACCAGCACCAUGAUGUCUAACGAAUGGACUUGGAGCCAAUGGUGUGAGACUGAGAGUUUCAACACAUCAAGGUAUUGCGCCUGCAGCAGGAGACGCGAAAUAUUACCAAGCAGGCAAACGAACGGAUUGACAAAGCAAAUGAGACUAUUCGCCUCCUGCGAUCCCAAGCGAAAGGCCUCCAGGACCGAGUAAAGGAGAUCACGGCAGAGCGCGAUGCUGAGAAAUUAAGGCCUGCUCGGGGGAUGACAUUUUUUUCUGGUAGUAAUGCGUUUUGAUAUUGAGGGUAGAGCUUUUUAGUCUGAAGUCGAAUCGUGACGGGAUGCGGAUAAUAAGGUCUCCUCCUUCUGUAGCUUCUAAGGCUUGAUCUUCUGACAUUGAUUAUUUUUCAGACUCGAAGACACUACUCGUCUAAUGAAAGCCGAGUCCCAACGCGCCAAAGCUACGCUGGAAGAACAGCUUGCAGCAGAGAAGAAAAAGAAUUCUUAUGGUUGUACAACUUCUGCUGCUGCUUCUGCUUCUCUCAGUAACCGUCAAUAAGGCGUUCUUCAUGGUGGAAAAAAUUUCGAGUACAACUAGUUGAUGAAAGAGGAUAUUUGUUGUUGGAAGACAAGAUGCCUCUAAUGCAACGAGUUGAUGGAGAUCGUGCGUAGUCUGCAUAGCGAGUUUGCAGCCACAGCAGAACCGGAGGCGUGCGAUCUGCCUUAUGAAAGAAAGCAUGGCACUAAUGCCAUAAUGUUACCCUGGUCUCUUGAAAACAGUACAACUAGACAGCUGCAAGCAGGUACGCUAGUGCGCAUUAGCCUGAAAAGUCGUUGAGAAUUCAGUAAUCUCUAAGGGGCGCCUGCCGACGGCAAAAUCCUACCACCCUACGCAGAAAUGGAAAGAUCGCUGCACGUCACGUGAGCCAUCAUCCGCUGCAGCAAUGUGCUGUGGUAUCGGAUGUAGGGAAUUUUUGAGGGCGGUCCCGUAAGUCCUCUUGGCCACCAGUGAGAGAUAGGAUAGAAGAACGAGAAGCGCAUUGUAAUGUAGAGUAGUUGUAGUCACGUCCCGCUGGAGUAAGUUGCUUUGAAAUAAGGAUAUUGCCUAGUUUCGUUUAUUCGAAGACUCACAAUCUUUGCAUUGUAUUCAGAGGGGCGUGCCAAUGAAAAGGAGUUUUCAACUUGUUGGGAAUACAGUUCACGCAUUUGUGCUUGGUGGAAAAGUAGAUUGCGCACUAAUCGACACUGCACAGGCAUAGGCAUCGAUCUUCCGGAAUAUAGUAGCGUCAUCGUCGGGUAACAUCUACCGCUUCAAAAUACAGGCGCAGACUUCACAUUUUCUUGCUUGCUUCCAUUGAUUUUUACUUGAUCCUUUACCAUGCAUGUCUCUUAUUUUUGCUUUUAAGGAAUCACUGUUGCGUCUAUUUCUUGAUGAUCAUGUUCAUAAGAUAUUUACCUGCAUACUUGUAGUUGUCCAUAAAGGAAACACUCUGAAAAUUUUUGAGCCACUCCAUAUUAUAUAUAAUUAUAUCUCCUGCUUCGUCAGGACUGCGCUUUUAUUUGAUGUCAUUGGUUCACCUGUGACACGCCGGGUGGCAAUUUAAUCGAGACUAAACUUCAGUGGAGAAGAAUCUUCGUUGCUUUGGCAUUCUCACAAACAAUGGCGCACAUUCAUUCUCCCGCACACAGGAUACACAUGUCUCAAGGGCUGUCACAUCCAAGCCUCUUGCUGUUUUGUAGGAAGAUAUUUGCCAGCGAGGCGUGGAGAGCUCACGCAACUCGCAGUCGUGGCUCCCAAAAAAGAUGAAAAACUGAAAAAAGUGAAGGCUCUUCAUUCUCCGAAUCUCAAAACCGUUGUGGAAACACGAAAACCCAGUCUCCUUCCUCUC
Molecule: messenger RNA, 4478 nt
Organism: Amoebophrya sp. A25
Lineage: Eukaryota; Dinophyceae; Syndiniales; Amoebophryaceae
Source: the annotation of a GenBank genome assembly